AUGUCAAAGAAUGUUACUUCUCAAGAUCUCGAAUCUGUUAUAUCUCGUUACCUAGAAAACCCUAAAUCAUUUAACCUUCAAACAGGUUCUUCAAUACUAUCUUUCCAUACAUGGUCAUUUACCCAAGGUUUCAUAAUAGGUCAACUUUCCGUAAUAGUGGUUUUAAUUUUUUUUUUAAGGUUUUUCAUUUUCAGUGAUGCAAGAUCACCUAACCCAACUCAUUCGUUGUCUAUUUUUUCCAAAAUUUCUCAAAACUCAAGUAUCAUAAAACUAGGUGGAAAAGAACGUGUAAAUGAUGUAACUGAUGAACAAGAUACCGAUAGCUCCAAACAGUUAAAUUCUAUACUAGAAAAAACUUACUAUGAUGUUGACACUCAUCAACCGGAAUCUUUAGAUUGGUUUAAUGUGUUAAUUGCACAAACCCUUCAUCAAUUUAGAGAAGAGGCUUUAUCUAAGGAUAACAUAGUACAUUCAUUAAAUUCUUUUAUUCAAAGGAAGUAUGAAGAAUUGCCUGAUUUCAUUGAUUCUAUUAAAGUGACUGAGUUAGAUAUUGGAGACGACUUCCCUAUAUUUUCUAAUUGUAGGAUUCAAUAUUCACCUAGUUCUAACAAAAAAAGAUUGGAAGCUAAAAUAGAUAUAGACCUAAGUGAUCGUUUGGCCAUUGGUGUGGAAACUAAAUUAUUAAUGAAUUUCCCACAACCUUUUACAGCAGCUUUACCAAUUGAAUUGACAGUAUCUAUCGUUAGAUUCCAAGCAUGCUUAACUGUGUCUUUGACGAACGGAGAAGAGUUUGUUCCAGCUGAUGUUGAAGAUGAUUUGGAAGAUAAAAAUGCAGCUUCUGACAAAAGUCAUAAAAAAGAUGCUAAUGCUAGUGAUGAUCAUGACAGUGUUAAAGAUGAUAUUACUGCUAACCAUAAUGAUGAUGGUGAUAAUGCUGAUGCUAAUGAUAAUGAUAAUGCUGAUGAAAAUAACACUAAUAAUUCGUAUUAUUUAAUGUUUUCGUUUUCGCCUGAAUAUAAAAUGGAAUUUGAUAUACAGUCUUUAAUUGGUGCUAGAUCAAAACUUGAAAAUAUCCCUAAAAUAGCAUCUGUUAUAGAAUAUCAAAUAAAGAAAUGGUUUGUUGAAAGAUGUGUAGAACCUAGGUUUCAAUUUAUCAAAUUGCCAAGUUUAUGGCCUCGUAGUAAGAAUACUAGACAGGAAGUACCUGAUUUCUCCGAUACUGAUGUAUCUUCACUAACAAGUAAAUGA
Saccharomycodes ludwigii is the source of this 1248-nucleotide messenger RNA. It is a transcript of the gene MMM1, whose product is annotated as ERMES complex subunit MMM1. Bases 1 to 1248 code for a protein of 415 amino acids. The transcript has a single exon. Gene Ontology annotation, molecular function: lipid binding. Lineage: Eukaryota; Fungi; Ascomycota; Saccharomycetes; Saccharomycodales; Saccharomycodaceae. The record is from RefSeq and is a predicted model, not a curated record. Gene Ontology annotation, cellular component: ERMES complex. Gene Ontology annotation, biological process: mitochondrion organization.